GUUUAACGCAUUUGCAUACAAUUGAAGUUGCUGGUGGAUUUUUAAUUGAAUGCAAGUACUUCGUAGUACCUGACAGAUAAAAGCAAAACCCACACAAAAAAUUCAAACAAAACAAACAAAACCCAUAUACCAAAAUGUUGAAAUUCGUACUUAUUGCAACGUGCCUUGUGUUGGCGUCGAGCGUGAGCGCUCAAGAACUGAAAGUCGAUGUCGUCAGUACGCCGGAGGUGUGCGAACAAAAGUCGAAAAGUGGUGAUAUGCUGACAAUGCACUACACGGGCACGCUGACGGACGGCAAGAAAUUCGAUUCGAGCUUCGAUCGCGAUCAACCCUUCACAUUCCAAAUUGGUGCUGGCCAAGUGAUAAAGGGCUGGGAUCAAGGCUUAUUGGACAUGUGUGUCGGUGAAAAACGUAAAUUGGUCAUCCCACCCGAGUUGGGUUAUGGUGAUCGUGGUGCUGGCAAUGUUAUUCCACCAAAGGCUACACUUCUCUUCGACGUUGAAUUGAUCAAUAUUGGAAAUACGCCACCACCAACCAAUGUUUUCAAGGAAAUCGAUGAGAACGCCGACAAACAACUGAGCCGUGAUGAGGUAAACGUUUAUGUCAGCGAAUACCUUAAAAAACAAAUGACUGCCGUCGAGGGUCAAGACUCCGAGGAAUUAAAGAAUAUGCUCAAGGAGAACGACAAACUUGUCGAGGAGAUCUUCCAACACGAGGACAAAGAUAAGAACGGUUUCAUCUCGCACGACGAGUUCUCCGGUCCCAAGCACGACGAACUCUAAGUCAAAGGCGGCUGAGAGGGUGUUGGCAGAGCUGCCAAAUUGCAAUAAGAAUAGUUAUGCUAAAGGGGUAGCUGAAGCGAGCCAAUCUCACUUCAACGCACACUCAUACAAUCGCAAAAAUACAAACACACACACACAAACACACAAAGUCACACAUGUACACUAUACAUACAUAUAUACAUAGAUAUGUGAAUUCAUUAUUUGAAUUUUGUCAAAAAAAAAAAAUCAAUAAUUUGUAGGCAAAUGAAGACAGAGUUGCCUCGUAUUUUUGCAUGCAUAAAUUGUGUAUCAAAAGAAGACGAAUGAUUAAAACUAUUAAAUGAAAAAAGUGCGAAAUUUUGUAAAUUUUUAAAUUUUGUAACAGUUUUCUCUGCACCAUGUUUUGUUUAACAAUCCGUUUUUUCAUCCUCACUCAAUUACUCGUAUGACAGAAAAAUUGUUGUUGAAUGCAAUGAGUGUGAACUUCUAUUUAGCAACAUACUAGGGCUGCGACUAUCCGUGUAUUCGGAUACCCGUAUACUCCGACAUUCAUUUAAACAGAUAAAAUCCGGUUAUCGGGUAAAUAUUCAUUCUAUUUGGUUAUGCGGUUAAUAUCCGUUAAUUUUGUUUUCCGAAUAUGCGGUUCUUAUCCGAUUAGAAUUAUCCGGACAUAACUCCCAGCCCUACUACA
Rhagoletis zephyria (snowberry fruit fly) is the source of this 1452-nucleotide messenger RNA. It is a transcript of the gene Fkbp14, whose product is annotated as peptidyl-prolyl cis-trans isomerase Fkb14. The record is from RefSeq and is a predicted model, not a curated record. Lineage: Eukaryota; Metazoa; Arthropoda; Insecta; Diptera; Tephritidae. Gene Ontology annotation, molecular function: peptidyl-prolyl cis-trans isomerase activity; calcium ion binding.